Molecule: messenger RNA, 993 nt
Organism: Dujonia railenensis
Lineage: Eukaryota; Fungi; Ascomycota; Pichiomycetes; Serinales; Debaryomycetaceae
Source: the annotation of a GenBank genome assembly
AUGAAGUUGAAGCUACACACCCUUAAUACCGAGACUUUGAAAACGACGCUAUCGUUGAUCUCACCUAUCCGAAAAUUUGUUAUACUAAGAUUCUCUCCACUGCAAUUGCAGAUAAUCCUGGUAAAUGGCCAGUCGAUAAGUCUGGAACCACAAGUAUGGUGUAAGCUUCAAAUUGGGAACUUGUUUGAUCAAAUAGAAGUUCAGUCUCUUCGAGACAACACAAUUCUGCUAGAAAUCAAUGUUGAAUUGCUAUUGCAAACGCUAAGAAAUUUUGACAAGGCGAACUCAGACAGCGGUUUGAAUAUUAUAUUACAGAAGAAGGAGCUGACAGGUCAACAGGGCAUCACACAGGGCAACAGUAGGACCGCAUCGCUUGCAUUAUACUAUUCCGACACAAAUAUCAAUACCAAUACUGUAAAUCAUACGUUCCGUAUCCCUGUAAAAAUCUUGAAGAACACCCAUGAAGCUAUUUUACUAAGAGAGCCAGAACUUGAAAAUGUUGAUUUGAUGAUGAAGCUACCUAAUGAAUUCGUCAAUACCUAUAAAAGGCUUGACAAAUUUAAGAAAUCCGAAAGUAGCAGUAAUAAUAAUUCCAAUGAUUUGAUGACUAUACGGUCAAGUAGACGAAAUGGGGGCUAUUUGGCGUUUGUAUUACAAGAGGAAGGCAUUUAUAAAGUAACCAUAAGCUGGAACAAAGAACUAGUGAUACAGAAGCCUGUUAAUUCCAAUUUCAAUAGCGAUCUGAUGCAGAACGUCUUAGAAGAGUAUACAUUACAGAACGAGGGCCAUACUAAUGCUGAAGAGACUGAGGUGGAAAAUGAAAUCACAGUUAGAUUAAAGGAUUGGAGAAUGGCUUCAAAGAUUGUAGCUACUUGCCAUACGGUUAUAUUCUUGAUAUCACAUGGAGAUUCUUGUGUACUCCAUUGCUAUUUGGAUGAAACUAAUGAGGUGGAGAUUAUUUACUAUGUUAGUGGAGUGAGAAGUUAUGAUUAA